This is a messenger RNA of Adineta ricciae, 1062 nucleotides long. The record is from the annotation of a GenBank genome assembly. Lineage: Eukaryota; Metazoa; Rotifera; Eurotatoria; Adinetida; Adinetidae.
AUGCUCUCAAAAAUCCGCGAUAUGGAUAAAGUCUGCCAUGUUUGUGGCAAAUCUGGUGCACAGAGACAUUUCGGCGGGAUAUGUUGUGCUCCAUGUAAGAUGUUUUUUCGUCGAAAUGUGCAAUACAAGCUGGAGAAUAAUCGAUGUCAAUUCGGUGAUUUGUGUGAUAUAACGAAAAAUACGCGACAUACAUGUCGGAUAUGUCGAUUUAAGAAAUGUUUAGCGAUUGGAAUGGAGAAAGAGUUACUCCGAGCGUCACGCUUCCAGACGAAAACGCAACAAGUACAACAGUCGUUAAAUGUAUCUCAAUCGGAUUUAUUUCAACAUGAUCGGUUGUUAUUGACUUCGAAUCAGUGGAAUGUGUUGUUAAAUGUGAUUCAUGAUUAUGAUCAAACAUCACCGACGACGCAGAUUCGAGAGUUCUUUCACCGACAGUCGACUUAUCCGCCUAAAAUUCGAAUGAAACUCUUCUCGGAAAAGUUUUCUCAUGUUUUUCAAUCGAUCUUUCGUUCAUUGGGAUCAUUUCUCGAACGAUUACCUGAAUUUUGCACGUUAAAACUCCAAGAGAAAGUUGAACUUCUCCGUCGACAUCUCCGGAACAUUGGUCGAUUCAGCGGAAUGUUUCUCCUGCGUAAAACAAAUCUCUACACGAGUCCAUUGCAUUACACUUCAGAUCUUUAUGAAGAAAAUCUUCGUAUCACACAUCAAUACGACGUCGAUGAGACUAUUCUCAAGUUAUUUCUUGUUACUCUCGUCUUUUCCACAUGUACGGACGUUGUUCAAGUAUCGUCGAAUGAAAAUGAUCCCUUAGUGCUCGUGGAAGAUUUGAUAACGAUUCAAAAUGUUUAUGUCGACAUUCUCUUUAAGUAUAUGUUAUAUCGGUAUGGUUUACAUGAUGCUGUGUUACGUUUCGCCAAGAUGACAAAGACUUUUCUUGAUAAAAUGUGUUGCUUUGUUCAAACUGAAGAAUCUUCUAGAUUACAAAACGAAAUCAUUGAGAAUAUUCGAUAUGAAAUUAUCGCAAAUUUCAUUUCAGCGAACAAACCUCUUCAGUUCUGUUAA